Molecule: messenger RNA, 3996 nt
Organism: Brassica rapa (field mustard)
Lineage: Eukaryota; Viridiplantae; Streptophyta; Magnoliopsida; Brassicales; Brassicaceae
Product: protein mak16
Biological process (GO): maturation of 5.8S rRNA; maturation of LSU-rRNA
Cellular component (GO): nucleolus; preribosome, large subunit precursor
Source: RefSeq, a predicted model, not a curated record
AAAAUAAAAAGAUAUCAAAAGAUUUUAUGAUUAAAGUAUUUUAAAGAUUCUAUGUAUUAUUAGUCUUAAUAAAAUACAUUUAAUAAGAUUUUUAAUUGAUGGUCCAAAUUAAAAAAAAAAUCACACAUGAAAGAAGUCAUGACUUCUCUUUUAAUAUAUAAGAUUAAUUUGGUCUACAUUAAAAAGAGUAAUUAAUAUACAAAAAAAACAAAACAAUAGCUGAAAUGAACAAACCGUACCUAAAUGGAUAGUCAAUGUUCAUGUCUAACUGAUUUUAUAAACUAAUAAAAAGAAUUCUUGUAUGAAUUUGGCUAAAUUAAGUGAAAUAGAAAUAUUUUUUUUUUAGUAAAAUAAUUAUGUGGAGUGAAAAAUUAAGUGACAAUAAAUGUUAUUUAUUUUUAUUAUUUUGAUUUAAAUUAUUAUUUUAUUCACAAAAAUAUGUCUUAUUACAUUUUUCUUAUUUUUGAUUUAAGUUAUUGUCUUGCUAAAUCAAACGUAUCUAACAUACCACUUUCUGAUUUCAUCUAAUUUUCAUCCAAAAACUGAUAUCAACCACUAAUACAAUUUACAAAUAACUAAAAAACAUAAAAACCAUAAAUUUAAAAAUCUAUGAAGUUAUAAUAACUGGGCGGGUCGAGAUCUAGUUUUGUUCAUUAAAAAUAAAGAAAAUCUAUCAUGUUUAGUUUUGGCAUUGUAGUACUUUGUAAAUUAGGAAGACACAUUGACUAACAUGCAUCAAGAUAUUUUAUCUGCAAAAGAGGAACAUCUUACAUAGCUAUUAUUAUAUUAUUGAAUGAGGAAAUAUAUAUAUGUAAUUAUCUAUAUAUGUUUCAAUAUUAUUUUAGAAAAACUUUGUAAAAAGCUACAUCAGAUGAGGAAAUAUAAUUAUGAUAUUCACUUAUGUUUUCUUCAUUGCGCAAAGUAUUUAUAACAAGAGAGAGAUUUAACUUUGGCAAGAUAACAACUAUAUAAUAUAUACUAAUGGGUAAUCCUUACUUCUAAGUAUGUUUAAGGGCGCAAAAUAGAAUUUUUGAUUUUUUAGUUAGGACUGCAAAGUAUUUUCAUAAAGAGCUCUGUUUUAUUGGUUGUCAUAUUUCGGUCUAGUUAUUCAAACUAACUCAAAUUUGAGUAAUAGAAUAGUAUUUCGUUGUCAAAAAAGAAAAUAAUAUUUAAAAUUAUAGAAAUUUUAAUAGAAAAAACUAUCAUAGUGAAACAAAGUUUAGUAUCGGGGAUGAUUGGUAAGUGCUGUAGCUUUAUAUUUUUUGCUGUAGAAUUUAAUCUGUAGAUUUAUUUGCUGUAACUUUCUUUGCUGUAGAUUUCUAAAGCACUAAUUUUUUGCUCUGGAAAUAAAGCUCUCUACAGCCAUAUUUUGAUUUUUCAGAGAUUUUUUUGCUGUGAGUUUUUUAAGGAAAGCAAAGCUCGAUUGGUUGACAUAUAUAGCUGUAGAUUAAAUUUUGGCUGUCCAGAGCAUCUACAGCCCCAACCAAUCAUCCCCAUAAUAUUCUCUUGAAAGUGUUGGACAGAAUAUGUUUCUUUAUAAAUCACUUAUGCGACACAUUCCACCGUAUUUUCUAAAUGGAAAUUCCAUUAAAUACUCUAAUUAAUUUUAUUAAACUUUUUAAUACCUAUAACUAUUUUGCUACCAUGUUUGAUACUUUAAUUAAUUAUUCUUCUUAUUUUAAUACACAACAUUUUUAAUAUUCAAAAUUUGUUUAUUUUAGUUAAAAUAUUAAUAAGUUCCAAAUAAAAUUCAAUAGAUAUCCAAAUCCUAAGAAAAAAGUCUUAAAACUUUCUAAUUUUAUUUUAAGUUAUAGAAUAGAAACUUAGAAACUUUAAAAAAUUAAUUUUGAAGGAAAUAUAUAAUUUUUUUCUAUUUCAAAAAAUAAACUAAAUUCGCUAUUUAAAACUCAAAACUUCUAUUACACAAUUUAAGAUCAUCCACAAUUUAGUUACUUUUAUAUCUAAAACAUGAAAUAAAAUGAAAUUUUUUUAAUGAUUUUUAUGAUUUUAAAUGUCAUUUAAAAUUUAUUAAUAUUUAUGAUUAAAAUAAACAUAGUUUAAGCAUUAAAAUAGAAAUAAUUUUGAAAGUUUAUUAAAUGAACAGAAUAAUUACUUGAAGUAUUAAAUUGGGUAUCGGAAAAAAAUUGAGUAUUAAAAGUUUUAACAAAAUUUAGUUGGAAUAUUUUUAUUAAAAUUUACUUUUCUAAAUGUUGUAGUGAGAAGCUUAUAGGUAAACAAAUCAUCUGAAAUAUCACAUAACUACAUAUAAUGGAUGGAUAUCAGCUUCAUCAAUUUUCUUGAUUCUCGAGUGUAUGAGUAUUGGGCUACGUGAGGCCCAAAAGAUUAAUACCUUAAGAGACACGCAUAAAAUCUACUUCUUUCACUUCCAAUUCGCGGACUCUUCCGGCCGUUAAUCGCCGCCUACCUUCACAGCUUCUCAUAAACCUGGUUUCGUCUUCUUCACUGUGAAAGAUGCAGAAAGAUGAGGCUAUAUGGCACAAUAUCAAAUACAUACACUGCUGUUAUAUGGCCAAGUAUGUCUCUUUUUCUCUCCUCACUCUUUUGUCUGUCUCAGAUUUUGUCUGAAAUUUGGUUUUACUUGUAGAACCGAAACCGGAAUCUUCUGCAGAAACCCUUAUAAUGUAACUAGUAUCUGCAGUCAAAGCUCUUGUCCUCUCGCCAACAGUCGCUAUGCCACCAUCCGUGACCACGAUGGAGUGUUUUAUUUGUAUACGAAGACUAUAGAGAGAGCUCACACGCCGAAGCACUUGUGGGAGAGAAUUAAGCUGCCUAGAAACUAUGAGAAGGCACUUGAACUCAUUGAUAAGCACUUGUUGUAUUGGCCCGAGAUGUUGCAGCACAUGGUUAAACAAAGACUAACCAAAUUGAAUCAAAUGCGUAUUCGAAUGAGAAUACUUGCUCUCGAAACAAGGUCAAUUUAUUUUGUGUGUUCGAUAUGUUAUUUGAUUCACACAAUAUGUCUUAAUUUUUUUUUGUUUUUGUUUUUUUUUUGGAAUCAAAGGGAAAAGAUAAUGUCUAUGCCUAUGCCUAGGAGGGAAAUAAAAAGAGAGGCGAGAAGAGAGGAAAAGACUGGAAUAGCAGCGGCCAUUGAAACCAAGUUGUUAGAACGUUUGAAGAAUGAUGUUUACUACCCUGACAUACUCAAUUACCUUGAAAACAAUGUUCAAGCUGAAGAAGAAGAGGAAGAGGAGCCAGAGAUUGAAUAUGUUGAAGGCUAUGGUGAACUCGAGAAAGAAGAAGAAGAUAUGGAAGAUUUUUAUGGCUUCCUAUUUAAGGAGUCUCACCUUGACGAUCAUGGCUCGGAAGAUGAGGAUGGUGAUGACGCUGCGGAGCAAGUUGUGAUUCAUAGAAAAGGAAGAGCUUUAAAGAAGUCUGAUGAUAAUGGAAAGUCUAAAGAAGAAACCAAGAGUAGUUGUUGUUGAGGUGAGGUUCCACAAGUUGGCUUUAAGUUGUGCAUACUUUUGUGUCUACAAUUUUCAGUAGUAUUUUCUUACAUAUCUGUAUGUCUUAUAGGUCGAGCAAGAAAGUGGAGAUACAAGGCAAAGCCUGAAUCUUUGAGAAGAAAGUUGAAGUGCUGAUUCUUUUUAAGUUAACUAGAGAAUGCAAAAUUUUAAGGCCUUUGGUUUUGUAUUUAUUCUAGUAGAGGCUAAUAAGCUGAGAUGUUUUUUUUUUUUCCUUUUAUGAAAGAUUGUUUAUACUAUGAUGUUCUUGAAUUACCUUUUUGCAUCAAGCUGUUCGAUUGAAUCAGAGUACUCUUUCUUUGUCUGCUUUGAAUUUGUAUGACACACUGUCUCAGAAAAGAAAAAGAAUAUUGCCUUUGUUUCAGACUUUGUCACUGUGGUUCUUUGUAAAUUCAAGAUCAAGACACAAUAUCAACAGAUUUUAUCUGCACAAAUGAUUUUUUUUUUCUUUUUGCCAAUUACAUCAAUUAAACCGCCGGGUGAUGAAAAACAAUACCGCAAACUCUUGUAAGAA